Molecule: messenger RNA, 279 nt
Organism: Sclerotinia sclerotiorum 1980 UF-70
Lineage: Eukaryota; Fungi; Ascomycota; Leotiomycetes; Helotiales; Sclerotiniaceae
Exons: 3
Coding region: 1-279 (92 amino acids)
Source: RefSeq, a predicted model, not a curated record
AUGGAAGGGGCAGAUCCAAUGCAAUUGCCAAGACCCGGCAAUACGGUACCAGAUCAGGGUAUUGGUACGGAACUGCUGGAGAAGAUCCGUGAGGUAAGGGAUACAAACGAGCAUGCGGGUAACUCGCAACUCCAGCCUCAAUAUGUCAGUGACAACCCUUUCGCACGAGGCGAGGGCUUCUCGUUGUCUUUCCUUAUGUAUAGUACUACAGACAGAAAGAGCUUGAAUAAGGAGAAAUGGGUAUUUGAAAUAGCAUGGAAGUUUAAGGUUUCAGGGUGA